Molecule: messenger RNA, 1032 nt
Organism: Harpegnathos saltator (Jerdon's jumping ant)
Lineage: Eukaryota; Metazoa; Arthropoda; Insecta; Hymenoptera; Formicidae
Exons: 2
Coding region: 138-854 (238 amino acids)
Molecular function (GO): nucleic acid binding
Source: RefSeq, a predicted model, not a curated record
AGCUAUCAAACACCCUGUAUACAGGGUGCGGCACCAAAAUCCGGACAAAAUUCAAUUUGAAUUUCCCGCCGUUCUAUACCACUUCGAGAGGUCGCGAUUGGCGUCCAAAUAGCUUGACGCAUAUAUUAAAUUCAUUCAUGUACUAUAUUCAUAACCUCGAAACAGUCACAAUUUUGAAACCAAGUGCGGAGUAUAAUCGAAGAGCUGCGAUUAUCGAAAGUGUUCGCGCUGGGCGCUCAGCGACAGAAAUCAUUCGAUUCUUCAUUUACCCAAGAUCGGCUGUGUAUGAUGUCGUCGCGAAGUAUAACGAGUCGGAGAAGUCCAACGAAGGUUUUGCAACACCGGCAAGGAAAACUCAUUCGAAGGAGCGCGUUGUCAGGACGCCCGAAAUCAUUCAACGGGCUCAGGAGCUAAUUUUUGUGGAUCCAGGGCAAUCGAUUCGAAAAUUGUUGUCGGUUGUCGGUGUGAGUGAAAAAACUAUACGUCGAAUCGUCGAGGAGGACCUCCGCUACAAGUCUCAUACAAUUAAAGUGAGACAGAUGCUUUCCGAAGUUGGCAGGACAAAAACGAAAUUCCCAGCAAAUGUUCACGUGCUAAGUGUUACGUCCAGUGAGGGUGAUGUCAUGCCACCGCAUUCCUUUAACAAAGGGGGAAAUGUUACGAAAGAAGUUUAUUUGCAUGUUCUGAUAAAUGUGGUGAAGCCGUGGAUAGAAACUGUAUCGUCUGGAAAGCUGUAUGUUUUCCAGCAGAACAGUGCGCCGCGUACACAAAUCAUUUGGUGCAAAAUUGGUUGUCGGACAACGUGGACAUGUUUUGGUCCAAAGAAUUUUGGCCUCCCAACAGCCCAGAUUUAAAUCUUUUGGACUUCUAUGUAUGGAGCGUGGUUGAAAGGGUCACUAACAAGUCCAGACAUCCAAACGUCGCAUCAUUGAGAGCCGCUAUUGAAGCGGCAUUCGCCGAUAUAGACCGUGACUCAUUAAAAGAGCCUGCAAACGCUUCAAAUGGAGAAUGGAGGCGGUCAUUCAAGUAGAA